GCACAACCCACCAGAGCUUUGUUGACAUUGGCAGCUUCGUCCUCUUGUAGGAGGUUAUGGUUUAAGUCUUUGGAAAGAGAAGAGGAGAGAAGACCGUGAAUUAUUUUGGCAGUAACUGUGUGUUAAUAUGCGCACAGCUUUCGCGGGAAAUGUGUCUUCGCAUCGGCUGUAAUAAGCUCUAAAUCGGGAAGGCGUUAAACCUGCCACGAUGUCUCAUGCACAAGUUGAGAUCCCCGGACGCGGUUUCCCAGGCCUCUCUAUGGAUAUGACCGAAGACUGCCUAUCCCGGGUCCCAUCCAUGCUGAGGACGCACGGCUUGGGCGCACGGAGGAAUUCUUAUGGGCUGCAGAAAAUAAGUAUGGACAUUGAUUCGCCUCUAUACAGUGGUGCCCUUUCCAAAGCCUUGUCCUGGUCAGCUGAAAAUAUCCUAACACUCGCCGAGUCCAGAGCAGAGGACGAAAAAAAUAACGAUACUCCACCAUCGUCUGCGUCUCCAGUUUCCAGUCCGGGGACCAGCUCCAAAACGCCCGAAAGCAGGGAGAAGCCCAAAGCCGGGUGCCCCGAAGGAAACUGGGAUUCGGUUCCGAGAUCAAACGCUCAGGAUGCCAGCUCGGACUCUGAAAACGAACUUCAAAAUAAACAAAACAAGAUCUUGUCUCGCAUCACGUUUGAUAGUCAGUGGGAGCAGGAAGAGAAAGAGGACGUGGAGACCAAAGCUGUGGCAACUUCUCCUGAUGGAAGAUAUCUCAAAUUCAACAUAGAGAUUGGAAGAGGUUCUUUCAAAACUGUCUACAAAGGACUGGACACAGAGACCACAGUAGAGGUUGCAUGGUGUGAGCUACAGACUCGAAAGCUUACCAAGGCAGAGCGACAGCGUUUCAGCGAGGAAGUAGAGAUGCUGAAAGGGCUGCAGCACCCGAAUAUCGUACGCUUUCAUGACUCCUGGAAGUCAACGGUGAAAGGCCACAAGUGCAUCAUCUUGGUGACUGAACUCAUGACCUCAGGCACCCUCAAGACGUACUUGAAGAGAUUCAAGGAGAUGAAACUGAAACUGCUGCAGCGCUGGAGUCGUCAAAUCCUCAAGGGGCUUCACUUCCUUCACACUCGCACUCCUCCCAUCAUCCAUCGCGACCUCAAGUGUGACAACAUCUUCAUCACCGGCCCCACCGGCUCUGUUAAGAUAGGAGAUCUGGGGCUGGCCACUCUCAAAAGUGCCUCAUUUGCUAAAAGUGUCAUUGGAACACCAGAGUUCAUGGCCCCAGAGAUGUACGAGGAGAAGUAUGACGAAGCUGUGGACGUUUACGCCUUGGGAAUGUGCAUCCUGGAGAUGGCCACCUCUGAGUAUCCUUACUCUGAGUGCCAAAACGCAGCCCAAAUCUACCGCAAAGUCACCAGUGGGAUUAAACCUGACAGUUUCUACAAAGUCAAAGUCCCAGAACUCAAGGAAAUCAUUGAGGGCUGCAUUCGUAUGAUCAAAGAUGAAAGGUACACCAUUCAAGACCUUUUGGAUCACCCCUUCUUCCAGGAGAACAAUGGCGUGCAUGUGGAGCUGGCAGAGGAGGAUGACAUGGUGAAGUCUGGCCUAAAGCUGUGGCUGCGCAUGGACGACACUAAGAAGCUCCACGGAAAGUACAAGGACAACAAUGCCAUUGAGUUCCUCUUUGAGCUCUACAAGGAUGUGCCCGAGGAGGUGGCUCAGGAGAUGGUUGUUCUUGGGUUUGUGUGCGAGGCAGAUUUCAAGCUUGUGGCCAAGGCCAUUCGGGACAGAGUGACGUCCAUCAAAAGGCAGAGGGAAAAGCUAAGGCGGCAGGCAGAGGAGCGUCAAAAGAAGCAGGCGCAAGAGGCGAUAGAAGAAGAGCUAGAGCCCCAGAUGGUGUCACCUAAAGUUCGUGAUGUUGUUGCAGCAGAAUCCCCCACCCCUGCCCUUACACCACCAGCCCCCAUUUCAUCCCCCGUCACCAGUUCUGCAGACUCCGGUGUCAGCUCCAACUACCCUGCAGAACCAGAGGAACCUGAGGUGGAUCAGCACUUCCAUGUCCGCCACAACAGCCUGUCUUCGGCUAACUCUGACUGCGAGACAGACGGCGACCUGAGCUCCUCUGGUCUUCAGGAUCCGCUGGAGUCCGGGAGCCUCAACUCACCCGCAAGCCCUCCUAACACACAUGUCGCCACCCCCACUGUAAAUGGUCACCCCAUCCCAGCCCUGCGCUUCCCCUCGAGUAUUGCAGUGUCCAAUAACACAGAACAUCGCAACUCAGUGUCUCCAAGUGGCUUCAGCUCCCCAGUGGACAGCUACGCCUCUGAUGUGACUUCGGGCUUAAGUGAUGGCUACGAAGGCCAGUCCGAGAAGAGCGAGAAAACUGCAGCAAGACGAACAGCUGGGAAGCUGUUCAGGAGGAGGGCGCGCUCAAGACUUCGCAUCACAGGGCUCUCUGACAAAGUGGACCGAGUGGUUGAGUGUCAACUGCAGACACACAACGACAAGAUGGUGACCUUCAAGUUUGAUUUGGAUGGAGAUAGUCCAGACGACAUUGCUGCUGUUAUGGUGCACAAUGAAUUCAUCUUGCCAUCAGAAAAGGAGGGCUUUAUUUACCGAAUGGGUGACAUCAUCAAACGGGCUGAGGCUCUUAUGGCCAAAGAACAAGCAGUCCACACCAGCGGGCACCGACUGGCCCAGCCUGCAUUCCCCGGUGGAGUUAACUCGUUGUCUUCCUCACAGCCUAAUCUCCACAGUCAGAGCAUGCCUCGGACACACUCGUCCUCUUCUCUGCCUGACUACAGUGUGGCUAACCCGAAUGUAGGGGUGCGUGGCUCUUCCCCAUGCCCCAAUGGAGAGGUCUUCAGUGCAGACAUUACUUCACCUGGGCGACCUUUAAUACGCUCACAGUCUUUCCACAACGCCCCAGGUUCUCCCCUCCAUUAUCAGCAACACCACAAUCCUGCAUCUCUCCUGCCCCAUCACCAGCACUACCACUUGCCCUACAUUGGCCACACUCACUUUUCCUUCCCAUACCCAGGUUCUCCAGCAUCCCCUAAGCCAGCAGGGAUCCAUCCUCCUCUCACACGGGUAGCCAGUAACCCAACUUUCCCUUCUGUUCCCUCCCCAGCCCCUAGCUCCCCGGGUCCUCUGAAUGAGACCCCAAGCCCUAGCAAUGAGAGUGUCACCAUGUCCCCAUCUGCCCCUCAGCAUCCCAACAUGUGGCCCCCCCACACACAGCCCUUAUUUUCUUUGGCUAAUGUAAUCUCCAUGGCCAUGAGCAUGGCUCAGUCUUUCAUUCCCCCUGCAAACCUUGUUACUCAAGGGAUACCCUCCUAUCCAGGCUUCCACCCCCAUGUAACAGGUCAUAUGGCCCCUCAGUCUGGUUACCCUUCCGUCUAUCCGCAGCAUUACCAGACUCCACUAAUGGAGGCCCCUUACCCAACAGCGGGCAUCCCAGUUCAGAAUAUCCACAGCCCAGAGCAUGCACCUCAAGUGGACAGAGUCGGUUUUCACCAGGGCAAUUUUCCACCAUGGCCGCACUCCGUCUCUCAUCCUUCCAUGACUUCCACUCCUCCACAAACGACUGUAGAGCCUUUGCAGCAGGUUGGACUCUCUCACUCCCCCAUCCUGAUCCAGGAGGACAGUUAUGUGGCACCGUACUCAGCCCAAAUUCCAUCCCAGGCUAAAAUUGGAUCUGAAAUUUGCAAAUCAAAUUCUUCAACAGAUCUUUCCCCGUCGCCCCCAGUGAGCCCUGAUAGCACUGUGUUAUCCUUUAACAGUCAAUCGCACCCAGCUGGACCUCAGAUGAGUACUGGUAGCCCAAAACUGAAAGCAUCUUCCAAAGAAUCUGAAGUUCAGUCAACAUCAGUGACAGUUGGGCGAUUCCAGGUGACGCCCAGCACGGACGUCCUUGAGCCUGCUGCACCUCCUGCACCGCAGCCGGCAGACAGCGACAGCACCCAGUCAGAGAGCAGCACAGAGGAGCAGGGGGAGUCGGAGACAACCCUGGGCACCUCCCUCACCAUGUCUCCUCCUCACACACAUGCACACAAAGGGUCCAACCCCCAGGACGCUGACAGGCCAUGGGCCAUGAGCCAUGAGCAGCAGCAUCAGCAGAACAGAGAUGUAGAGGGAGAUGAAGAUGAGGAAGAAGAGGUUCAGGAGGAGGUCACCGGGGAGCGGCUGAGGGUAAGGAAGAAAAGUCGGAGGAGGGCGUACAGCCUCAGUCUGAUGGGGACGUCUGCAGACAGCGGGCUGUCGGUGACCGCUGCUGAGAUGGAGGGGAGGCUGUGGGACGGAGCGUCAGGCAGUCCGCAGUACGGCAACGCCCUUCACCAUUUAUGGAUGAUGACGUACAACCGCAGCACUCCCUACCUAAGCAGUGAUGACUCGGACAGUGAGGAUGAGGAACUGCUGGAAGAGUUUCAGGAGCUCAGAGAGAAACAUCUGACGGAGGUUCAGGCUCUGCAAGCCGCCCAGAAGCGAGAGAUUGAGGAGCUGUAUGAGAGGAUGGGUAAGGCUCCCCCACCCGGGAUUGUCUCUCCUGCUGCUAUGCUGUCCAGUCGGCAGCGCCGCCUGUCCAAAGGGAACGGUUUCCCAUCAUCACGCAGGAACAGUCUGCAACGUGUGGACAUGUUGCCACUCCAAGGUAUCAUUAGGAGAAACUCUCUCGGAGGCAGCAGCAGCGGUUCACAGGAUAAAUCCGGCAAAGGCGUCACUUUUGCCACCGGCAUAAGUAGAAUGUAAACUCUCAGCCAACACGCUGUAUAUCUGGACUACCUCAUCUAAAGUGACUGCAAGUGGUGAAAAGUCUCCUGCAGGUGGAUGGCUUUAACCCUUUCACCGGCCACCAGUCAACAAACUGCUCCCCCUUUGUCAGCGGUCACUUACCUCCUGUGUAUAGAAACUGUCAUCAGUGAAGCUGGAUUGACAGCAGACAUACAGUUUUCAGACCUUCGUCAGAUCAGAUGAUGGCUGAAGUACAGAGCACCGAGUGGUCUGGUUCAUAAUAAAGUCAUAUUUUUGCUCUCUUGUAAAUAAACUGUCAAACGCAACGGUUCAGGCGUAACAAGCUCGCCACAGUUCCCUGCAAAAUUUCUAUGAAGUGUUUUUCUCUGAGCAAUGCUUUGACGCAGUCAAGUGAUGGUACAAAGUGCUGCAGAAUUGUGUCACUUAACCAUUAAAUUGACCCAGAAUUUCAUAUUUGACCUGAUGCUGUUAAUCAAUCUUAGCACAGUAAUGUCAACUACAGCAAUGCUUUUUAUUUACGUGUUGUAGAUCUAAAGUCUGUUGUUGGCGUCUCAGCAGCUGCUGACUGCACAGUGAAUUUAUUCCCAUUCAGUAGGGCUGAUUGUUGCCUUCCAUGGGCUGAUGUGUAGUUUAGAUGCAUUUUCCAGUUUGAUAUGUCAUAAAAAAUGUGUUGUAGUCCGUCUUGAGCUUAUUUAGCUAACUGAUAGGAUAACCUACUCUCAUCCUGUAUCCCAUCAUGUAACCAUGCAUAGAUAAGCAUUAUGAAGAUGUGACAUUUCAGAGAAAAACAUUAUACGAUCACUAGAAAUAUUAGCAGAAACAAGUCUUUUGAAAUUCAGAUCAUUUUUACCAUUUUGUAGCUGGUUUCAAAUGGGAGGAAAAAAACACAUCAUAUUUAUUAGCUAAGAAAACCCACUUAGGUUUUAGACUACUGGCUUUUCCUGUUCACUGUACAUGUGUAUAUAACUGAAUGCAUUCAUGUUUACAAGCUAUGAGUACACUAAAUAUUUUUGCCACCUUUAAUUCCUUUAUAACUAAAAAUCAUAUUUGUCGCUUGUUCCAUACAUCAAGCACCUUGUGCACUUUAGUCAAUUCUAUUGUAGUUCUCAUUUAACAUAUUUGUUGUUAAAACUCUUCACUCGAGGAGCAGUCGUUUCUCCAGAAGGGAGGUAUAUUAUUCUGCAUUUUUUGUUGGAUCACAGUAAUGAUCUGUUCCCCAACAGAUCUGAUCAUAAUAAGGGGGGGUCUAGAGAAAGCUGUGAAUCUGUAGCAGUUGCCUUAUAAAAUAUCCACUGUGCACACUGAAUAUCCUGGCGGUCAAACUCCUGUAAUAUUGUAUUUGAAGAAAAAGUCCGUUUGAAAUUUUGAAUGUAAAUAUAUAAUUGUAUUGCUUUCUGAAGCUGCUGUCCUGCCAAGCUGAAUCUGUGCCUUUCCCUUACAAUGUCUUACUUUAUAUUUUUACUCAAGAUUAUGUGGCUAGAUCAGAUUCCAUAUAUUAAAUUUUGACUAAAAUAAAAGCAAAAUGUAAAU
Melanotaenia boesemani (Boeseman's rainbowfish) is the source of this 6259-nucleotide messenger RNA. RefSeq names its product WNK lysine deficient protein kinase 4a (gene wnk4a). Gene Ontology annotation, biological process: monoatomic ion homeostasis; negative regulation of sodium ion transport; intracellular signal transduction. The record is from RefSeq and is a predicted model, not a curated record. Lineage: Eukaryota; Metazoa; Chordata; Actinopteri; Atheriniformes; Melanotaeniidae. Gene Ontology annotation, cellular component: cytosol; cytoplasm. The transcript has 21 exons. The coding region runs from base 209 to 4726 and encodes 1505 amino acids. Gene Ontology annotation, molecular function: chloride channel inhibitor activity; potassium channel inhibitor activity; protein serine/threonine kinase activity.